UAUUUUUAUCAGUUUGGAGAAAUUAGGUCCAUAACUAUGUUGGCAAGACAACAAUGUGCUUUUAUACAGUUUACUACAAGAACUGCUGCUGAAUUAGCUGCUGAAAAAGCAUUUAAUAAACUUAUUUUAUGUGGUAGGAGAUUGACAAUUAAAUGGGGUAGGUCUCAAGCAAAAUCUUCUGUACCCACUACUAAAGAAGGAGAAGGGAAGAAAUUGGAACCAGUUCCAGGACUUCCAGGAGCUUUACCUCCACCACCUGAUGAAUUAACAAACAAUUAUUUCAAUCUUGCACCAACUGCACAAAAUUUACCACCGCCACCUAUUCCGCAUCCAGCAAUGAUGCCCCAUCCUCCUCCAAUGGGAAUGAGAUUUCCAACACCUCCAUUUAUGGGACCACCAGGUGUUCCUCCACCUGGACCACCACCACCCAAUCCACCACAAGUUCUUAGACCUCCAGGAGGAUUUCCACCACCACCAAUGCCAGCACCUCCUGUGACUCCUGCAAAUCGUUCAGGAAUUCCAAUCCAUUAUCCAUCACAAGAUCCACAACGAAUGGGAUCAACGGGUAUAGGUGCAACGUAAUUACAAUGCCAAAUAUUUUUUUUUUAUGAUUCAUGACAUAAUGCUCUGUAAGAAUAAAAAGUGCAAAGUUAUUCAUAGUGGAUUUUAUGAGACUUUUUGAUUUGAAAAAUCAUCUAUGUAUUCAUAUGAAAGUAUUAUAAAGUAAAAUAUAUAUAUAUAUACACCAUCA
Centruroides sculpturatus (bark scorpion) is the source of this 751-nucleotide messenger RNA. Its product is annotated as pre-mRNA-splicing factor RBM22-like. Gene Ontology annotation, cellular component: Prp19 complex; U2-type catalytic step 2 spliceosome; U2-type catalytic step 1 spliceosome. The record is from RefSeq and is a predicted model, not a curated record. Lineage: Eukaryota; Metazoa; Arthropoda; Arachnida; Scorpiones; Buthidae. Gene Ontology annotation, molecular function: U6 snRNA binding; pre-mRNA binding. The coding region runs from base 37 to 582 and encodes 181 amino acids. The transcript has 3 exons.